AUGCUACGGUUCUCCCCUUACCAGACAAGAUGUUUUGCCACAUGUGCGGCUCAGCUAAACAAAAUCAGCUAUUCAAAGACUCUACAACUACCUCAAACCAGUUUUAGCCCCAAAAUACCGCGUGGUUCCUCUCGAGAUGAACUUAUUCAGCGUACUGGAGUCGACAUUUAUAAAUGGCAACAACAAUACAAGACUAAUCACAAACCUUUUUUUCUUCACGAUGGUCCUCCCUACGCCAAUGGAAAACUACAUGUUGGUCAUGCAUUGAACAAGAUCUGUAAAGAUAUCAUUAUUCGAUACCAGUUGAUUCAUGAAGAUAAAUUGAUCAAGUAUCAACCAGGUUGGGAUUGUCACGGAUUACCAAUUGAAUUAAAAGUUGAAUACAAUUUGGGAAAACUAGAGUUUAAAGACCCAGUUGAAAUUCGAAAAGCGUGUCGAGAAUACGCCAUGACUAUGAUAAAUAACCAACGUAAAGAAUUUCUUGAAUUAGGUAUAAUGACUGAUUUCAGCAAACCUUAUAUUACAAUGGAUCAUAAAUUUGAAAAUGAUCAAUUACAAGUGUUUAGUAAAUUGGUUGAGAAUGGAUUAUUGAGUCAACAAUUGAAACCAGUUUGGUAUGGGUGUGAUACACAAACUGCUUUGGCGGAAGCUGAAUUGGAAUAUAAUGAUAAACACAAGUCGGUGGCUAUAUAUGUGAAAUUCCCCGUGACUGGUGAUAAGUUGAGAAAUUAUAUUAAAGAUAACCAUCCCGAUUUGUCAUUGAAGAAUGAGAAGAUUAAAUUGUUGAUUUGGACCAGUACUCCAUGGACAAUCCCGGCAAAUAAAACCAUUUGUGUCAGUGAACACUUGUCAUAUACUUUAAUCAUGAAAGGAGAUGAAGUGCUUGUAGUUGCUAAAACUUUAGCUGAAGAUGUGCUUGAAUUGGACCCUGAUUAUACUCAUGUUGAUGUUGAGAUCCCUGGUACUGAAUUAAUUGGUGUACUGUAUGUGAACCCCGCAGCGGAAGAUAAUGUGAAAAGACCAGUUAUACAUGGGGAUCAUGUUGUAGGUACAGCAGGUACAGGUCUUGUGCAUAGUGCUCCAGCUCAUGGACGUGAAGAUUAUUUGGUGGCUAAACAAAAUGGAAUCACUAUUGAUUCAUCCUGUGUCGAUAACAAGGGGAAAUUCAUUGUGAAUGAAUUACCACCAGGUUUCCAACAAUUGGGUUCAUUAAAAGUGAACGAAAUUAGAUCUAACAUGUUGUGCGUUGAUGUUUUGAAACAACAUGAUAUGAUUUACAAUGUCAAUAAGAACUUUGUACAUUCUUAUCCAUACGAUUGGAGAUCACAAACCCCCGUUAUUCAACGUGCUACUCCACAAUGGUUUGUUAAUGUGGACAAAAUUAAGCCAUUUGCAUUGGAAGCAUUGGGUAAAGUCGAAUUCCAUCCUUCUAGUGGAUAUAAUAGAUUAACUUCUUUUAUUGAAAACAGAGAUGAAUGGUGUAUUUCAAGACAAAGAUCUUGGGGCGUUCCUUUACCCAUUGUAUAUGAUGCAAAUACUCACAAGCCGGUGAUGGAUUUAGAGGUGAUCAACCACACCAUUAGCAAAAUUGAUGAAUUUGGUACUGAUGAAUGGUUUGUCAAGGAAGACAAUAUCAGUCGUUGGUUGCCUUCGGAUAUGGAUGGGGGUAAAUACUACAAGGGACAAGAUACAAUGGAUGUUUGGUUUGAUUCCGGUACUUCCUGGAGUACAUUGCGUGAUAAUAUCAAAGAGUGCAAUGAGACGACUGAACCAUUGGCUGAUGUAUAUCUCGAAGGUAGUGAUCAACAUCGUGGCUGGUUUCAAUCCUCUUUACUUAACAAGGUCAUUUAUUCUGGUAACAAAGGUCAAACAUUCCAAUCAGUAGCCCCGUACAAGGCGGUAAUUACUCAUGGGUUCAUCACUGAUGCUCAUGGCCAAAAAAUGUCUAAAACUAAAGGAAAUAUCUUUUCUCCUCAUGAAGCAAUUGAAGGAUGUAAAAAACCAUGGACACCACUUUUGGGAACCGAUGGAUUGAGAUUAUGGGCGGCAUCAUCAAAUUAUCAACAAGAUGUUGGAUUUCAUCCUGAAGUAUUGACAAGAGUUAGUGAAGUGGGUAAGAAGUAUCGAGUUACAUUCAAGUACCUCUUGGGUAACUUGUACGAUUUUGAAAUGCCAGUGGAGUAUCAACUGUUGAGCGACUUGGACAAGUAUAUCUUACACACAUUGCAUCAGUUACAACAAACUUGUGCUGGUUAUUAUAAGUCAUACAAUUUUUCUCGAGUUGUUAGUUCAGUCAAUGCUCAUGUCAAUUCAGUCUUGAGUGCCAUUUAUUUCGACGUUUCGAAAGAUUGCUUAUAUACUGACGAUGCUAACUCAACUAGACGUAGAGCCAUUCAAACUGUAUUGAAUGAAAUUUUGAAGACAUAUGUGGGAAUUUUGGCACCUAUUCAACCAUUGACAGUGCAAGAAGUUUGGGAUGAGUAUGUGAAGAUUAAUAAAGACGUAAGUGACUCACCAUUUAAAGAACCUUCGAAUACGUAUGCAUUGUCUAAUUACUAUGUCAAUCAUGACUUGGAGUUGCAAUUUAGUGCAUUUUUCAAAUUGAGAGAUGAAAUUUAUAAGGAGAUUGAAACUUUGAAACAAAACAAUUUUUUUAAGAAUAAAUUAGAGUUGGAGAUUAAGUUGUCAAACCCACUUGGUAACUCGUCAUUAUUUGAAUUUAUGAAGUUGAAUAAAUCAUAUCUUGAUGAUUUGUUUUUGGUGUCUAAAGCAAAUCUUGUUGAAAGUGAGGAUCUUGAAGUUGAUAAUUUACAAGUUAUGGAUAUAAAUGGUGAGAAAGUUGGUGUUGUUAUAAAGCAUUCAGAUGAUCAUAAAUGUGGACGUUGUUGGAAGUUUACUGCAUCUGAACCAGAAUCAUUAUGUGGUAAAUGUAAUGAUGUUGUAAAUAGACGAGUAGAAUAG
Messenger RNA from Lodderomyces orthopsilosis Co 90-125, 2961 nucleotides. Its product is annotated as isoleucine--tRNA ligase. Gene Ontology annotation, biological process: isoleucyl-tRNA aminoacylation. Gene Ontology annotation, cellular component: cytosol. Bases 1 to 2961 code for a protein of 986 amino acids. The record is from RefSeq and is a predicted model, not a curated record. Lineage: Eukaryota; Fungi; Ascomycota; Pichiomycetes; Serinales; Debaryomycetaceae. Gene Ontology annotation, molecular function: tRNA binding; aminoacyl-tRNA deacylase activity; ATP binding. The transcript has a single exon.